AGUAUUACACAAACAAAGAGGGAGUAUCUGUGAAACAACACGGAGAAAACCUGCAGAGCGAGAAGAAAAGAGGAUGGACGCAGCAUUCCGUAAAAUAAACGGGGAGAAGGGCACCCAGCAGGGCUCCAUGUACCUGGAGGAGCAGACCAGCAAGACCGGGGUGCUGUCCUGCAUCUUCUCCCUGAAGGAGGAGGUGGGGGCGCUGGCCAAGGCCCUGAGACUGUUUGAGGAAAAGGGCAUCAACCUGACGCACAUCGAGUCGCGCCCGUCGCGCACAAACAAGCAACAGUACGAGUUCUUCAUCAGCGUGGACACCGCCUGCGCCAAGGCGCUGGACGAGGUCAUCGACGGCCUCCGCACCCAGAUCAGCGGGCAGGUGCACGAGCUCUCCCGCAACAAACAGAAGGACACAGUUCCCUGGUUUCCCAACGACAUCCAGGACUUGGAUCGCUUCGCCAACCAGAUCCUGAGCUAUGGGUCUGAGCUGGAUGCUGACCACCCUGGUUUCACAGACCCGGUGUACAGAGCCAGGAGAAAACAAUUCGCUGACAUUGCCUACAACUACAGACAUGGUCAGGUCAUUCCCACUGUGGAGUAUACGGAGGAGGAGAAGAAGACGUGGGGAACUGUUUUUAAGGAGCUGAAAACGCUGUACCCAACACAUGCCUGCCAUGAGCACAACCGAGUGUUCCCCCUGCUGGAGAAAUACUGCGGCUACAGGCAGGACAACAUCCCCCAGCUAGAGGACGUCUCACGCUUCCUGCAGUCGUGCACAGGGUUCAGACUCCGCCCUGUGGCAGGGCUGCUCUCCUCGCGUGACUUCUUAGCUGGACUGGCAUUCCGGGUCUUCCAUUCCACACAGUAUAUCCGCCACGGGUCCAAGCCCAUGUACACGCCUGAGCCAGACAUCUGCCACGAGCUGCUGGGACACGUGCCUCUGUUUGCAGACCCCAGCUUUGCCCAGUUCUCACAGGAAAUUGGUCUGGCUUCCCUGGGGGCCCCUGACGAGUUUAUUGAAAAGCUUGCAACUGUAUAUUGGUUCACGGUGGAGUUUGGCCUAUGCAAACAGGGCUCAGAGAUAAAGGCCUAUGGUGCAGGACUGCUGUCCUCCUUCGGGGAGCUACAGUACAGUUUGACAGAGAAGCCGAAGCUCCUUCCGUUUGACCCCGAGAAGACGUGCCUUCAGAAGUACCCUAUCACAGAGUUCCAGCCUGUGUACUAUGUGGCUGACAGCUUCGAGGAUGCCAAGGAAAAAGUCAGGAAGUACGCGGCGACCAUACCCCGGCCCUUCUCGGUGCGGUACAAUGCGUACACCCAGCGCAUCGAGGUUCUGGACAGCACCCAGCAGCUCAGAAACCUGGCCGAUAGCAUCAAUGGUGAGAUUGGGAUCUUGUGCAGCGCCCUCCGUAAAAUGGAGUACGGAAAAGAUUAAUAUGGUGCUGCAGAGAUGACUGACAUCUGCCUGUCGGACCCCUGAAGUGAAGUUUUUUUUGGAGUAACAUUUGCAUGCAGGUCAACUAUACCUGUUAAACCCCAUAUUUGAUUUAUUUCUCCGUAUAAGAAAUACGAUGACACCAGUGAAAGAAAUUUAAAACCCACGUCAAACGUGACGUUGUACAAUGAAUUCCCAGAUGUGUAGCCCAAGAAUAUUUCUGACUGGUGCUGUAUUUCAGACAGUAGAACGAUCAACAGACGGGUAAUUGCCAAGUACACAUUUGCAUACAUGAUUUCAGAACCGAUAUUUUUAAAAUAUAGCCGAUCUCAGGGGAAAUAUUCAAGGAAUGCUUACGAAAUAAAGUAUAAAUAUAAAGUAUAUAAAGUAUAAAGUAUAUAAAUAUAAUUUUUGAAAGUGUACGUCGUUUAAGUCUGUCCAGGGUGAGUCAGUCUACCUUUCCAGUGUGAGGAAACCUUUCUACCGCCUGCGCGUUAUUAGAAGAUAAUAACCGUAAUUUGCAGGAACCAGCUGAGACCGUCUGAAUCAGAAGAGAGGACGUGCCAGAGCUUUUAUGGCCCUUUGAAGAUUAUAUUUUAUUGCAACCUGUAUGCUGUAGUACCACUGUAUGUUGGACCACUUUAUGUGUGCCAGUGUCGAGCUGAAAUACUAUUUUGCCUUUUUUAAUUGCUAAACGUAUUACAUUAAAAUAUAAGGAAAUCUAGUGUGUUUGGGGACUAAAACAAAAAAAGGGCUGACAAUAAUUCACGAUUCAAACACCACUGAACAUAUGUCCUAUUGCAGGGAAGACACGGGGGUAAACAUUUACAGAAUAUGAGGCUGAACAUUGGUUUAAUUCGGCUAAUUAAACUGUCAAUGACUGUAUUUUCAAGCCAUUAUAUGCAUUAACAUAUCCCCUUGUGAUGACUUUAUAAGAUGCAUGACAUAUAAUAGCGUUGACCAAUAAAUGAACGGCUUAUUUUGUCAUUCGAUUUGUGUGUGUGUUUGUUUAUUUGUUUUUUAAUAAUGUAAUUAUAAUAAGUUUGUAAAUCAGCUCUUUAUGCACGCCAUACGUGCCCAUUUCCCUUCGUUCGCCCAUUCCGUUACC
Molecule: messenger RNA, 2540 nt
Organism: Megalops cyprinoides (Indo-Pacific tarpon)
Lineage: Eukaryota; Metazoa; Chordata; Actinopteri; Elopiformes; Megalopidae
Gene: pah
Product: phenylalanine hydroxylase
Exons: 13
Coding region: 74-1432 (452 amino acids)
Biological process (GO): L-tyrosine biosynthetic process; L-phenylalanine catabolic process
Molecular function (GO): iron ion binding; phenylalanine 4-monooxygenase activity
Source: RefSeq, a predicted model, not a curated record